AUGCGCCUUCCUUUGUUCCCAUCAUCAUCAAUUCGAAACGCGUUCUCUCGACCAUACACGAAUAUGCUCAAGGAAACCAUGACCGAUGUUGACUUCUUCUCACAAGUCAUCUCCCUGACCAGUCAGAUCAGCACGAACCUUACUACAGCCUCGUCACCCAUCCGUAAAACAGUGAAGUUGACUGCUACAAUUCCCCUUAAUCUAGGGUACGUGGAAGAGGACUCAUUCAGCCUCGACCUCUCAGGUCUGGCAGUAGAUAAAGCCUACCAUGACGCUUUGCUCAUGCUCUUCAAGAAUCAGCUGGUGGACCUGGAGGAAGCAUAUCAGAUCGAAUACGAUAAGGCGGUGACGGUAAUGCGACAGGAAAAUUUGUACGAAGAGGCUCACGACGAGGCUUUCAGAGGCCUCCUCACGAGGCUCUUUGCCACUGAUUCGCAGAGGGUGUGGCACGUGAUCCUUGAAGAGGUGAGACGAGCUCCACUCGCUAUUGCGAGACAGUCAAAACCAGUCUCUACUGGUGCUGGCUGCCUGGUAUUCAGCGAUGGUGAGACUCAUAAAGUCGGUCGUGGACAUGACUCGGACGCGGUCCGAAUCCUGGAGCAAGCCUUCGAGCACACACCCAACAUCACGCAAGCCGAAAAAUUCCAACUCGCCGAAGCCACCGGACUUCAACCAAAGCAAGUGACCAUCUGGUUCCAGAAUCGUCGCAACCGCAAGGGCAAGAAAGGUUCAAAGCUUGCGAUCACCAGCCAAUCUGACUCUGACCCACUGUCCUUCAAGAACGGAUCUCCUCCUCCCUCUCCGAUGCGCGACUUUACGCUGUCCGAAAAGAAGCGCAAGUCGUACGGCGCGCUCGGUCGGGCCUCUCUCGACAGCAGCAGCUACGACUCGGACUCGCCCUCGUCCCUGCCCAAGAAACCUCGGCUACCAAGCGCAGAAUCGGAGGUCAGCGAUGGCUCUGCUUCCUCGUACGAACAUCACGCCGCCUUUACUUGCUGGAGCACUCCUUCAUCGCACUCGAACAGCUCGUCACUCGAUUUGAGCGGCAUGAGCGACUUUGACAGCCCGAGAAAGCCGCGCAACGUUUUCGACUACAUGAAGCCUCGCACCUUGAACGUCAAGGCCAUCACCUCCAUGCCCAAGUUGACCAUACCUGCGCCGCAGCAACACGCGUCCACAAACGCAACACUGGGUCAGCGAUCCCCUUUCUUGUGCGACAUUGCGACUAGCAAGGUCGCGACGGGCGCAAACCUCGACUUUAGCGGCUUGUACUUCAACUUGGACAGCGUAGCGGAUGACCAGAGCUUCCGUGAGAGUGUGCAGAGAGUACUCAGCAACAUGUCCGGCUACGAGGCAGACAUCAGCAGGAAUGUGUCGUCGAGCUCGUGGAGUUCUCAGCAGACGACGACGGAUGACGAUGGUUGGGAAGAUGUAGAUGACUCGAUCGCGUCACAUGUCAACGGGGGCUGGCAAGUUCAAAUUUCCUCCGGGCCUACUCAGGUAGACGCUAUGCCGAGUCAAGAAGCGCCGCAGACCACUCUCCUCCCUCGAGCCCAGUCGGCACCCCUCGAUCAGACGAACAAUGGUCUCAACACAGGCUCCGACAACGCUCACUCUCAGCCUUCACUCUUCGGCGACGACUCUUUCGAUCUCAGCCAGUUCUUCCAAUCGACAUCGGUGCCUACGCACAUGCCUUCGAUAAUGACCUUUCCGCAACAGCAUGGGUUGUUCGAGGUGCCGCUGCCCCAAGUUCAUACGCAAGAACUUGGCGAAAUCGAAAAGCCCCUCGACAUGGACCUGGACGACAUUCAAAGCAUCCUCGACAGCAACAUCUUUGCUUCGUCCCUUCCCAGCUCGCAGCAAUCGAACGGCGGGAUUGCUCCACAAAAUUCCAGCGCGCAAGGAUGCAAUGCGGGUACUGGAGCAGAGAUGGGCGAGGGUGUGUUCCAGAUGAACUUUGAUCUGGACUCGAACUCGUUCGGCUAUGUCUGA
This is a messenger RNA of Pseudozyma hubeiensis SY62, 1992 nucleotides long. RefSeq lists its product as hypothetical. The record is from RefSeq and is a predicted model, not a curated record. Lineage: Eukaryota; Fungi; Basidiomycota; Ustilaginomycetes; Ustilaginales; Ustilaginaceae. Bases 1 to 1992 code for a protein of 663 amino acids. Gene Ontology annotation, biological process: positive regulation of DNA-templated transcription. Gene Ontology annotation, molecular function: sequence-specific DNA binding; DNA-binding transcription factor activity. Gene Ontology annotation, cellular component: nucleus. The transcript is spliced from 2 exons.